This is a messenger RNA of Triticum dicoccoides, 1011 nucleotides long. RefSeq names its product ethylene-responsive transcription factor 1-like. The record is from RefSeq and is a predicted model, not a curated record. Gene Ontology annotation, biological process: regulation of DNA-templated transcription; ethylene-activated signaling pathway. The transcript has 3 exons. Gene Ontology annotation, molecular function: DNA-binding transcription factor activity; DNA binding. NCBI's taxonomy places the organism in Eukaryota, Viridiplantae, Streptophyta, Magnoliopsida, Poales, Poaceae. Bases 1 to 1011 code for a protein of 336 amino acids.
AUGAUUGAGAACUCGGACUCCCUCAUGAACAUUAGUCGCGGACGUCGAGUUCCCGUGGUGACGCGGAAGGUGAUGGAGGUCACGGUGUGGCCCGAGAAUAAGAAGCACCGACGAGGAGGUGGUGGGGGUCGACUCUUCACGGGGCACGGUGGGCGUAGGGGGCUCGAGCUGGACAACGACAAGGAGGACUUUGAGGCCGAUUUUGAGAAGUUCGAGGUUGACUCCAGGGACUAUGACCUGGAGCUCGGGCGCGGUGGAGUUGAUGAGAAGGAAGACGACGACGAGGAAGUUGAGAUCAAGCCCUUUGUCGCCGUCAAGAGGUCCCUCUCCCAAGAUGACUUAAGCACCAUGCCUACUGCUAGUUUUGACGGUCCUUCAGAAAGGCCAGCAAAAAGGAAGAGAAAGAACCAAAUAAAGGCUAUCUGUCAACGCCCCUUGGGUAAGUGGGAUGCUGAAAUCAGAGAUCCUAGCAAGGGUGUCCAUGUUUGGCUCGGUACUUUCAACAGUGUUGAAGAAGCUGGAAGAGCUUAUGAUGUUGAAGCACGCAAGAUCCGUGGCAAGAAGGCCAAGGUUAGCUUUCCAGAGGAACCAACAGGAUUUGCUGACUUUGCAUCAAACCAGCCACCUAUUCCUGCAAUGAACUCUGAUGCCCCUGUUGAAGCUCCUGAUAUGGAUAUCUAUUCUGACCAGGGAAGUAACUCUUUGUCCUGCUCUGACCUGGGCUGGGAGUAUGACACCAACAGUCUAGAUAUAUCAUCCAUUGCUCCCAUCUCUACCAUUGCUCAAGGAGCAAAAUCUGCGCUUGUCAAGAAUAACACCUAUAACUCAUUGGUGCCUCAUGUUAUGGAGAAUAUUGAUGUCAAUUUCGAACCAUGGAUGAGAUAUCUUAUGCAUGAUAGCGUGGAUGAGCUGAUUGAUAGCCUACUGGAUUUUGAUGUGACUCGGGAUGUCGUUGGCAACAUGGACCUUUGGAGCUUCGAUGACGUGCCCAUACGUGGCAAAUUUUUCUAA